Meloidogyne enterolobii is the source of this 498-nucleotide messenger RNA. The record is from the annotation of a GenBank genome assembly. Lineage: Eukaryota; Metazoa; Nematoda; Chromadorea; Rhabditida; Meloidogynidae.
AUGAAAAUGAUUUUGGAUCCCCCACCGCCUCAACCCAGCUCUCCCAUCAAGUUUCCAAUCAGCCGUGUACGAGUGCUCUCUUCUGGUUUGGUUGAACGUCUUCCAGCCUCAAAAAUCACAAAAAAUCAAAUGUCCAAAAUUCGGAAGAACAAGAAAAUUGAGAAAGAAAAUAUUUCCAACAUUCCACAAUUAAACUCAAUUAAAUUUACGGUCCCUCCUAUCUUUAGGCGAAAGCCACACAUUAUGAGUAAUUGUAACAAUGUAAAUCCAAAUUGGCCCAUUCCGAAUCCUUUCCCUUUAUUCAACAUCUAGCCUAUACUUUGUUAUCUCCCAUUAUUCAAUAUCCAACCCAUUCACUCAAUGUUCGCCGCGGGAGUGUCGCAUCCGGCGAAUUACUCAUUGAAAUAAACUUAUUAAAAUUACGAAAUUUGUUAAUCAUUGGAAUUCCUUAUUCACUUUCUCACACAUCUAUUUCAAAAUACUUUCCUGUAAAUCAAC